Molecule: messenger RNA, 4890 nt
Organism: Oppiella nova
Lineage: Eukaryota; Metazoa; Arthropoda; Arachnida; Sarcoptiformes; Oppiidae
Source: the annotation of a GenBank genome assembly
AUGUCAUUAUCAUCGCCGCCAUCGGGAGACCUGUUUGUGAUGACCGGCGACCAGAAGGCCAGAUAUGAGUCGCAAUUCGUGCGGAUCUGUAGCUCGCGAUCGGACUUCAUAUCAGGAGAUCAGGCGAAGACCAUAAUGUUGGCGUCGGGUCUGCCGCCCAACGUCUUGGCCCACAUCUGGGCGUUGGCUGACGUGGACUCCGACGGGAAGAUGGAUAUCAACGAGUUCUGCAUCGCUCUGCACCUCAUCUCUCUUAGGCUCAAAGGCGUCGAUUUGCCGCAAACUUUGCCACAAUCUCUGAAGGUGUUGGUGGAGGCGCCCACUUUCGCCGCCUUUACAGACUUCGGCGCCUUUGGUGCGCCCAAUGUGCCCACACAGCCAUCGAUGUCCGCCCCCGGCAUGGGUUACGCGGCGAAUAUGUCAGGAGCGCCGCCCCCACGACCGGCCCCUCCGACGGCCGAAAUGAAGGUCCAGCGCUCGGGUUCUAUCACUUCAGGAGAUUAUCUGUUGACUGAGUGGGCGAUCCCUCAGCCCUCGAAACUCAAAUACACCCAACAAUUCAAUUCACACGACAGGACGCGUUCGGGUUUCCUGACGGGCCCUCAGGCGAGGAAUAUCCUCAUUGAGUCAAAGCUACCGCAACCAGUAUUGGCACAGAUCUGGAACCUAUCGGACAUCGAUUCCGACGGAAGACUCAAUUGCGAUGAGUUUGUCGUUGCCAUGCAUUUGAUUGAUUGCGUCAAAGCUGGAGAUCAAGUGCCCGCUGUUUUGCCGCCUGAUUUGGUCCCCCCUUCGUAUAGGCGUAAGAGAUCCCUGUCUGGAGUGACCGCUAUUCCCACCAUUUCUCAAGCGAUGGCGCCCGCGAUCGACGACAUUGUAGAAGAGGGCGGAAAGGGAUUUGUGGCGACAUUUGAGGACAAGAGGAGAGAGAACUUCGAGAAGGGACAGCAGGAGCUCGACAGACGACGACAGGCUCUCCUCGAGACUCAGAAGAGGGAACGGGAGGAAAGAGAGCGCAAAGAGAGGGAAGAGCACCAAAAACGCGAACAAAUAAGACUGGAACAGGAGAGGAAACGACAGGACGAGCUCGAGAGACAGGCGCAGAGACAGCGAGAAAUCGAGAACGAAAAGGAAGAGCAAAGACGUAAACAACUGGAACAGAGGGAAGCGGCCAGACGUGAGAUGGAAAGGCAGAGAAUGAUUGAGUGGGAAAACACCCGAAAGCAGGACUUAUCCAAUCAGAAGAUCAAGACUCAGGAAGAUCUCCUCAAAUUCAAGUCUAAGAAGAAGUCAUUGGCUUUAGAUAUGGAAAGAGUGAACAAUAAGUUGAAUGAAUUGAACGGAACGGUUGGCGAGACUCGCAAAAAGGUGGUCGACAUUAAGGCUGAGAUCGAUUCGAUGAGACUGGAAAGGGAUCAGAAGUUAGGACUUCUCAGCUCUAUUAAGGCUCAGAUCAAGGCUUUGAAUGACAGGCAGUUAUAUAUAGAGCAGGAGAAACUGAAUCUGACUCAACAGCUUAAGAAUACAGCGGCCGCUGCAGGCGCCGAGAACGCUGGCACCGAUCAGUUUGCCCUUCAAAACAAGCAAAUAAUAAUAAAUCAGUUGAAGUCCCAAAUCGAUCAGUUCGAGACCGAGAGGACCACCAAAAUGGCUGAUUUGGCCAAUAAUAACACACAACUCACUGAAUUGAAAGACAAAUUGCAGCAAAUGAUUGAGAGAACCACACAACUGGCCAAUGAAUAUGAAAGCAAGCGUCUGGAGGCACAGGAGUUCCGCGACUCUCAGAGUCAACAGACCAAUGAGGAUGUGAACGCCGGUUGGGGUCAAGAGGUUCCCACUAAUGUUGAGUGGCCUACAGAUGAUAGUGCAGUAAAAGCUGACCGAACGGUUACUAAAGUGAAGUACAGAUGUCUUUACACCUUCACAGCAAGAAAUGAGGACGAGUUGACUGUAGAACCGGGAGAUAUAGUACUCGUUGAUACGAGUGCCUGUUCAGAGCCGGGAUGGCUAUCAGGACACGUGAGAGGACAUACCGGUUGGUUUCCUGAGGCAUAUGUAGAGCUGAUUGAUGGCGAACCCAAUAAAAUCGAAACUGAGAGUAAUUUUGAUGUUCAGAGACGAACACCUCUCGAGGGUAUCGCAGAGGCGCCAGAGAAUGGAAACGAGUCCGAAGUGAUUGCCACCAAAACGUCGACUCAGUUCACCACUUCAGACGAGUCCAGUUUCCAGAAGCCGACCGCCAUUUCUAAGACCUCUGACUCAUCAUCGGAUUCAAUCAAAGCCAUCGCACAGUAUCCCUGGAAAGCCAAAGAGGACAACCACUUGUCCUUCUCUAAGGGAGAUGUGAUCACAAUCAAAGAGCAACAGGACAUGUGGUGGUUCGGACAACUCGACACCGCUUCCGGUUGGUUCCCAAAGUCAUACGUCAAACCAUUGGAUGCCACGGGAAAUGUCGCUCAAGAAGACGAAGAAUACUAUAUCUCAUUAUAUCCGUUUGAAUCGCAAGAAACGGGAGAUCUGUCUUUUGAUGCAAACGAGUUGAUUAAAGUGAUUAAAAAGGACGGCGACUGGUGGACAGGCGUUAUAAGCGACGCGAGGCAGGGGGUCUUCCCUUCCAAUUAUGCUCGAUCAGCACAACCCGACGAGAUUCCCAACCCAGUCCUAACAGAGCCAAGCAUUCCAGCGCCCAAAACCACUUGUGCGCCACCACUUCAUAGCCAAAUGUCGGCUCCGACUCCCCCACCCAACAGUGAUGGGGAAAAGUCGAAGUUAAAGAAACUGGAGAUCGUGACAGUGAUCGCGCCCUAUAAGGCCACCGGACCCGAGCAGUUGAGUCUGGAAAAGGGACAACUGAUUCAGGUUCGCAAGAAGACAUCUUCGGGCUGGUGGGAGGGAGAGGUGCAGGUCAAGGGCAAGAAGAAACAGGUCGGUUGGUUCCCCGCCUCUUAUGUCAAACCAUUGAACCCUUCGAGUGGCUCCGGCGGCUCUUCAGCCAGAUCUACACCCGACCCCAACAGACAGAAAGCCUCAGAGGAUAAGGAUUCAGAGAGAGUGAUAGCGUUGUAUGCAUUCCGGGCCCAACACGACGACGAGUUAACCUUUGAGACGAAUGACAUGAUUAAAGUAUUAGCGAAGGAGGACACCACGUGGUGGAGAGGACAGCUCAUCAGCACCGGUGCCGUCGGAUUGUUUCCUUCCAAUCACGUCGACGUAUAUCGCGAGCAAUACCAACAAAUCGACGAACAGAUCAGUGAAUACAAUGUUUAUGCAACUAUUGAUCCGCCAAUCAAUGGAUAUGACAGUGAGUUUGAAGAUGAAGAGGAGGACACGACUGGAUCCGAAUCCUAUAGUAUUACAGAUGACGAGAGGAAACGUCAAAAUCAUUUGAAUGAAUUCCUCGCCACUGAAAAUGCUUAUGUUGUUGAUAUGGCUAUUGUUAUAGACGUGUUCCAAAAGCCUCUCAAAGCCAGGAAUUGCAUAACAGAUGCCGAGUCUGAUGCAAUUUUUGUCAACUGGUCCAGAUUAGUUAGAUGCAACCAAAAAGCUCUUCGAAAUCGCAAACACCAUUACGUGAAAUACUGUUCGCGACAGUUAACGGCCGCUCGACUCAUACAAAACAAGACCGAAAAUGACCCCAAUUUUAAUGAGACGGCCAAACAGUGUUCGCAGGACUCGCGCGCCAACCGAUUGCCGCUCAGCAGUUAUCUCCUGAAACCAAUGCAGAGAAUCACUAAAUAUCCACUACUUAUCGGCAAAAUACUAGAGCACACGCCUACCUAUCACUGCGAUUAUGUUAACUGUGAAAAAGCCCUGAAAUUAUCUCAGGAGUUAUGUAAGCGCGUCAACGAGGCCUGUCGUAACACCGAAGACUCCCAGCGCUUACAGUGGAUUCAAAAGCAGAUCAGAGUCGACGGCAUCGAUCAGAACAUUGAUUUCAAUUCAGAAACCAAUUGUUUGGGUCGGCGCCAGUUAUUACAUUCGGGAACUCUUAUUAAAGCCAAUUCUGGCCGCGAAUUGAUUGCCUUCUUAUUCAACGAUUUCCUGUUACUCACAAUUGCUUUGAAAGAAUUGCCUAAAAUAACGAAUGUAUUCGCCUCUGAGAAAGCCCUGUCCGCUACCUAUCGACUAUACAAAGAGCCCAUUCUGUUGAAUGACAUAAUUAUUACGGAAUUGUCUCAAUUUGACACCAAUUUAGAUCCAAAUCUAUUUCAAAUUCAUGUCAAUUCUCAACAAAAGUAUUUCACUUUUAAAGCCAUUUCUACAAAUGAACGCUCGCUUUGGGUUAAGUCUAUAGACGUCUCUUCACGACAUUUCCGAGACGUCGAAAGACUUGAGCUUUUGUCGACAAAAACAUUAAAUUUAACUAAAUUGCGAAAAAUUGGCCGAUUAUUCGUAACUGUGAUCGAAGGCCUUCAGCUAACAUCUAAUAAUAACGUGAUGAAUGCAUUUUGUAAGAUAAGUAUUGGUAAGAAUGAAGAGCACAUAUAUCAGACCCAUUCCACAAAAGUGGUCCGUUGCGUGGCUACUAGCCCUACCGGUGACCGAUCAUUGAUCUCACGUUCUUCGCCGUCGAUUGUCACUCGAAAUCAGAUAAACAUUGUCUCGAAGUCUAAUUUAUUUAAACUCAAGUGGAAUGACUCCACACAACUCAUUGUCUACGAAGACAUGAAUAACUUAUUGCAAAUCAAAUGCUAUGAUCGCAACCCAUUCGCUGCCAACUAUUUGAUCGGUUCAUCCGCGCUAUCAGUCCGUGAAUUGGCCGAACAGAUGAGUCAAAUCCAAGGCCCCAUCACUAAGGAAGUGCGGCUCACGUCCGGUGACAACAACCCGAAUGCCAAUCCCAGCGUUUACUUAAAGCUUGAUUUACAAUAUUUUGACAAAUGAUGCGAC